Lineus longissimus is the source of this 4889-nucleotide messenger RNA. Its product is annotated as transient receptor potential cation channel subfamily M member-like 2. NCBI's taxonomy places the organism in Eukaryota, Metazoa, Nemertea, Pilidiophora, Heteronemertea, Lineidae. The transcript has 26 exons. Gene Ontology annotation, molecular function: ligand-gated calcium channel activity. The coding region runs from base 165 to 4184 and encodes 1339 amino acids. Gene Ontology annotation, cellular component: plasma membrane. Gene Ontology annotation, biological process: calcium ion transmembrane transport. The record is from RefSeq and is a predicted model, not a curated record.
UGGCUAACUGUUAUUGCUCAAGGCAUAACAAUAAUUCGAAUGAAUGAAACCCUAAAUUCCUUCGCUUAAAUGAUAAGCCUUAGUAACAAAGCCUGACAACUUGCCGAAAAUAGCAUAGAGUGAUAUUAUUGUGUAGACGAGAGCGGAAAUCAAAAAUCGAAAUCAUGGACGAGGAUAUCAACGCCCAGUCGUCUCCGCGGAAGGGAACACGGAGAAAACACCGACAUUCAAAGACGUUUCCAACUAAUGAGAGGCAAACUGAAACUUUAAAGUUGGGACCAGUCACAGGGCAUAAGGAAGAUACACUUGUGCCGUACGACAAUGAAGGUUACUCGCCAAGACCGAUGGUGAAAUGUCCAGAGCAGGCUGUGACGGUUGAACCUCUUUCGGGGAUGAGGACUUUGUCUCGCCGAAAAUCCAUGUUUAGUGGUCCAGACAAUGAUGACUUUGACACAGAGUUGCGGAUGGUCGGAGGAACGGAGAAUGCCACAUCCAAGUACAUCUCAGAGACAUUCGUUCACCGGCGUUGUAAAAAAUAUGUCGAGGACAAGGAUAACAAAUGCAAGUGUGGAUAUGACAAAGCGGCGCAUACGACCAAAGCCAAACGGAUGGCCAAAGAGAUUGAAGGAGAACGCUGGGCUCCUGAGACACACACCGAGACGAUAGCACCCAAUACAUAUGGAGAGAUCGACUUUUACGGCUUUGGACGGGAAUUGACCAUUCCUGCGCCGUACGUGCGUAUUGACCAUGAAACAGACAAUGAAAGUAUCUGGAAGCUGCUAACGGAGUAUUGGCAUCUCCCCGUGCCCAACCUCAUCAUCUCAGUCACUGGAGGGAACAAGAACUUCCAGCUCAAGAAGAGGAUGCUGGAGAGUGUCAAACGCGGUCUUAUCAAAGCUGCUGCAAGCACAGGAGCGUGGAUCGUAACCACUGGGAUGAACUCUGGUGUCGUCAAGUAUGUAGGCGAGGCUGUGAAGGAUCAUGUCAUCACGACCAGCACUGCUGAACUCAACAUCGUCUGCCUUGGGAUAUGCCCUUGGGGCUAUAUCGACAAUAAAGAGACGCUCAUUAGUAAAAACCCGGGCCAGGGCAUGUCACCGGCAGAAUACAACAUCAAGGACUGUGUACCCCACGCUAAGAUCAAUCUAAAAAAGAAGGCCCCUCUUGAUCCCAACCAUACCCAUUUCCUCAUGGUUGAUAAUGGCACCAAUGAGGUUUAUGGUGUGGAGAAGUAUGUCCGGGCAAAUCUGGAGCAGUAUGUUGCAACGAAGAUGGAGACGAAUGUUGGAGAAAACCAGACUAUAAAUGUCCCCAUCGUCCGCUUGGUGUUGGAGGGUGGCCUCAACACACUCGAGUCCACUGCCGAGGCCAUCAGGAACAAAAUACCUGUGGUGGUGUUCCAGGGGUCCGGUAGAUCCGCAGAUAUAAUAGCAUAUUGUUACAACAUCACCAGAUCGAAAACAAACGAGGAUUUGACUGUUUACAAUGAAAGCAUUGAAGAGAUUUUAGAAGAAAAAGUGGUGCAAUUUCUAGAAUUGACAAAAGUAGAACCGACACGUGAUAACAUAGCCGAAAGUAAGGGAUGGGUGAAGAAUUGUCUGGAGGAUAGACGAUUACUUUCCGUGUACGAGUUGGGAGAUGCCGACCAAGACGAAGCCAUUGAGAAAGCGAUUCUGAAUGCACUACUAAAAGUUAACAAGCAUAAUGCCAGCACUCAGUUAAGUCUUGCCUUAUCCUGGGACAGGUGUGACAUUGCAAGGCACGAGAUAUUUACACCAGAAAAGAGAGAGUUGUGGAAGGACAUUCCGAUAUCUGACUAUUUCUUCAUCGCUCUUGUUGAGAAUCGUGCAGACUUUGUCCAGUUACUUCUCGAUGUUGGCGUGGAGCUGAAGAAGAGUUUGACGGUGCAACGAUUACGUGAUCUCUACGACAGGUCUCUCCUAGAGAAGAAUAGCAGCACGUAUGUGUUGAAGACGCUCCUCAAGAAAGCAGAGUCGUCAUUGAAAAAGAAUGGAUGCGGACAUGGUAGAUGUUACAGUAGCGACGUGAGUCCCGACCAGUUUGAUAUUUUGUUACCAGCAUGUGGAAAGGUCAUAUCGGACCUGGUUGGAUUCCAAUGCCCAAAUUUCUAUGGUGCCUGUGGCGAAUACUUUGAGCAUCCUGAACGCGAACUGUUCUUGUGGGCAAUCAUGUUAAACAGAAAAGAACUGGCAUCGCUGUUCUGGAGGUCAGGCAAAGAUCAUAUCGGUACCGCUCUGGUGGGGAGUUCCCUCCUCAAGUCCUUGAUGAGCGUAGCGCAAAGCGUCGAGGAGAUAGACUACUACAACACUCUCAAUGAAUUGGCAAGAGACUUCGAAGAACGGGCCAUUGGUGUGACGACCGAAUGCUACAACAAGGACACCAAGAUGUCCCAACUUGUCCUGACCCGCCAGCUCUGCGUUUGGGGCAAUACCACAUCAUUGAAUGUUGCGGCUGUUGCUGAGCACAUGGACUUCAUGGCGUGCUCAGCUCCCCAGACACUGCUGAACAAGAUAUGGAAAGGCAACAUGGCGUUGUUCACGCCGUCCUGGUUGAUCUUCCUUGCGGCAUUUAUACCCUUGUUCAUCCCUCUCAUAAAAUUCUCCAAGAAGGAUGCAGCGAUCUCAAAGCUACGGAACAUGCAACACAGUGGCUUCAAGGGCCCGAGCAAGGGAACAGAGAAAAACGAAAAGAGGGGACACAUCGACGAAAGAAAUAAUCUCAGCGUGUAUAGCAUGCAUUUGCGUUCCGACCCAGAUUCAGAUCACGUGAGCUUAUGGGAGGCCAUCAAGUAUUUUUAUACCGCCCCUAUUACCAAGUUUAUCCACACCACUGUCGCUUACCUUGUAUUCUUGGGCUUGUUCAGCUAUUACGUGCUGACAGACUUGCACCCUAUUGGGACCGCCAACUCACCUAGUAUCGUUGAAGCUAUCGUGUGGGCCUGGGCUAUCAUCCUUAUGUUGGAAGAGGCUAGGCAGGUAUUUUCAAAUGAUACGCGGACGACCACCUACAACAUAAAGGACUGGUUCUCCAACACUUGGAAUCGUUUCGAUCUGAUUAUGUACAUUCUUCUACUGCUGAGUGUGGUCCUCAGAUGCAGUUUGAUGGUUGACCAGUUCCACCACGCCAGAGGUUGCUAUGCCCUGACCCUAGCUAUGUUCUAUAUGAGGUUCAUCCAACUGUUUUAUGUGCAUCCUAAGAUUGGGCCAAAGGUUAUCAUGAUAGAGAAAAUGAUCAUGGAUUUGCUGUUCUUCAUAGUGCUAGUGAUCGUGUUCAUCCUUAGUUAUGGCGUGGCCACUCAAGCCCUGCUCUACCCAAAUGCCAAAGCGGAAUGGAUUCUGGUCAAAAACGUCCUUUACGCACCAUAUUGGCAGAUCUUCUCAGACGUAGAUUUGGGUCUAGCUGAAGGUAAUGCUCCGGACAGCGUGACGUGUUCCCAUGACAGGUCGAUCUGGUACUCUGACCCCAACACCGUGCAAUGCCCGGAGACAAACUGGAUGGUCCCAAUCUUCCUCAUCAUCUACAUCCUGCUCACCAAUGUCUUGUUGCUCAACCUACUCAUUGCCAUGUUCAGUUACACGUUUCAAAUGGUCCAAGAAAACGCCGAGCUGGUGUGGCGCUUUAACCGAUUUGCUUUAAUUUUUGAAUACUACGACAGACCCGAGUUGGCCCCACCAUUUAGUUUCGUUUUAGUCAUUUAUAGGCUGAUACGUUACACUGUAAGCAGAUUUAAUAUGUCGGCACCUCCUUCAACAGACUUCAGAGAAGUUCUCAACGCUGACGAAGAUUUGAAAAUCACAGCUUUCGUGAAGUACUGCAUGGAGCGUUACCUCGUGUCGGAGAAGAAACGGACUUCAGAGCAGCUGGAGUCCAAAGUGACUGACACUGGAGAUACUGUAUGUGAAGUAAAGAGGAACAUAGAAGAAAUCCGCGAACACAUGGUUGAUGAUACUCUAAAAGAAGACACCAAUAAACCUGUUGACCAUCAAAAUGAACUUGCAUUACUCAAUGACCAGCUGAAAUCCCUCAACGAUCACGUGAAUCGGAAGUUGAUGUUCCAGGAGCUCCAGUUGUCCACCAUGAUGGAUAUACUCAAGAAACUGGCCAAGACAGAUGAAACAGAAAAGAUAACAGCUGUCGAUGUUGCAACUUAUUACAUGCCUUAAUACAAUGUAUGACACAAAAUUGUUCUUAAAAAAAUAUACAUGUAUGUGCCAAUUAAGCCAGACCUAGUUUCAAUAGUCAGCUAGAUGUGAUGUAAUGUUCACAACGGCUGUAUGAUAGCGUAAAUCAUGGGGCCACUUAAACUUGUUUUCUUUUUGUUGUGCAUGUUUGGGUGUGACUGGGCCUGCGUUGUCCGAGUUUAUUGGGUUCUUGUGGCUCAGGCGAUUAGAAAUAACUCAUAAUUAGUUAUUCCGCACACGAAUUCGCUGCAACUUGCCAUUUAUAGAAUUUGUUUAUCAAUGACACAACAGAUUUGUUAAAAAGAAUCAUACAUGUACAACCUUUAUCGCAGGAAAUGAAAUUGUUUCAUGCAAAUAGCUUCCUAACUGUGAUAGCGAUUAAUUCUCAUAUAACAAAAAUCUCUUUAUUUCCCUAUUAUUUCCCUUGUUAGAAGUGAGUGUUUUUAUUCAGUUAUGACACUAGGUAACUAGUGUAUUUUAAAACGGGUGUUUUUGUUAUCUUAUAGACUGGUAUAGUUUUCCAUUUCCAUUUACGUGUAUGUGUAUCGAAUGUUUUUGAUUAACUGAAAGAAGAUAUCGUAUAUCUUGUAUUCUUUUAUUUCUCGGUAGAACACAUAUAUAUCGCACAGACAAUCAAGUUAAUUGGACAAACUAGAAACCAAAUAUCUGUGAUACUGACACGCUAAA